GGCGAUGCGGCGGUGACGGCCCUGCCAUGGCGAAGCCCCCGGCGGUGGCGGCGGCGGCUGCAGCGGCGGCGUCGGAGGAGCUGAGCCAGUUGCCGGACGAGGAACUGCUGCGCUGGAGCAAGGAGGAGCUGGCGCGGCGGCUGCGGCGCGCCGAGGGCGAGAAGGUGGGCCUCAUGCUGGAGCACGGCGGCCUGAUGCGCGACGUGAACCGGCGGCUGCAGCAGCACCUGCUGGAGAUCCGCGGCCUCAAGGACGUGAACCAGCGGCUGCAGGACGACAAUCAGGAGCUACGCGAGCUCUGCUGUUUCCUGGACGACGACCGGCAGAAAGGGCGCAAGCUGGCGCGCGAGUGGCAGCGCUUCGGGCGCCACGCGGCCGGCGCGGUAUGGCACGAGGUGGCCCGCUCGCAGCAGAAGCUGCGGGAGCUCGAGGCACGCCAGGAGGCUCUGCUGCGCGAGAACCUGGAGCUGAAAGAGCUGGUGCUGUUGCUGGACGAGGAGCGCGCGGCGCUGGCGGCGGCGGGGGGCGCUGGCGGCAGCGGCGGCGGCGGCGGCGGCGCGGGCUCCCGCAGCUCCAUCGACAGCCAGGCCAGCCUGAGCGGGCCCCUGGCGGGCAGUGCGGCGGGCUCGGGGGCCCGCGAUGUUGGCGACGGCAGCAGCACCUCCAGUGCAGGCAGCGGCGGCAGCCCGGACCACCACCACCACGUCCCACCGGCUCUGCUACCCCCGGGGCCGCACAAGGGUCCCGACGGCAAGGCCGGAGCCACGCGCCGGUCCCUGGAUGACCUGUCAGCGCCGCCGCACCACCGAAGCAUCCCUAACGGCCUGCACGAUCCCUCGUCCACCUACAUCAGGCCACUGGAGACCAAGGUGAAGCUGCUGGAGGGUGACAAGCUCCCCCCACAGCAGGCAGGCUCCGGAGAGUUUCGGACCUUGCGGAAAGGCUUCUCUCCGUACCACUCAGAAUCCCAGCUCGCAUCCCUGCCGCCCUCCUACCAGGAAGUCCUGCAGAACGGCCCCACCUGCCCUAUACCUGAGCUGCCCUCACCUCCUUCCACCGUCUACAGUUCUGCAGGGCAGAAGCCCGAAGCCGUUGUACAUGCCAUGAAGGUUCUGGAAGUACACGAGAACCUUGACCGGCAGCUUCAAGAUAGCUGCGAGGAGGACCUGAGUGAGAAGGAGAAGGCCAUAGUGCGAGAGAUGUGCAACGUGGUCUGGAGGAAACUGGGAGAUGCUGCGAGCACCAAGCCUUCCAUCAGGCAGCACCUAUCUGGCAACCAGUUCAAGGGGCCUUUGUAGAACCAUUUCUCCAUGGGUGUGGACUGGCCCUGCCCAGAGUCUGAGGUCCUCGGAUUGGCAGAAACUCUGGCCCAACCACCGUCUUUUCUCUGUGGUGAAUUGUACAUAGGACACGGCCCACCCUGGCUGCCCUGGUGAGACACUGACAGCCAGGCCUCCACCUCCUGCCUCCCUCACCAGCAAACCUUGGGAAGACGAGGAGCCACUGCCGGUUGGCUACGGCAGAGUGGCCGGGCAGCCUGUCUCCAUGUUUGAACUCCAUGUUCCACUAGCAAGAAGCUUCUGAGACUUCAGGCCCAGGGACUGUCCGGGGCAGCGUCCUGCUCUUGGUGGAAGCCCCUCAUCAAGCCUUCCACCCCGGCCGUCCCUCACACUGGACAGAGGCCACCAGAGCCUGAAUCGUGACACAGGUGGCACUUUUCUGCCUCCCUGCCAGAGCUGGGAUCCUGGGUCGUGGAGCACUGGCUCCUGUGUGUCCAUGGCUGGCUGGGAGCUCACAGGGUUCCCUGCCACCUGGGGGUUGGUGUCCAGCCACCCCGAAGCCAGCUGCUGCUUAUUAGUGUCCACCCCUCUCGGUACUGUCUCCUUGCUCAUGCCAGGCUUAGCCCCCUCUCCCCUCUCUCCUGCCGCGUUCCUUUUCUGGUUUACAGCAACAUAGGAAGUCCUGGAGCGUGUCUGGGCCAAGCUCAGCAUUCUCAGUGGACAGGAAGAACUGGGCCAUGGCGCUGGGUCGCUGUCUGUCUGGCCUCCCCCGGCCCCCAGGUGUGCUCUGGGUGGCCACAGAUGGAACGACAGGACCCACCCUGAUGAGUUUUCCUUGGGAAGGAAGGGGCAUGACCUGGUUCUGGCCUUUAAUUGGCUGUGUGGCCUUCAGCAAGUCACUCAGCUUCUCUGGGCCCCCAGGAAAAAGAUGGGCUGAGGUUCCUUUUGGCUCUGCUCAGUCUAGAAGCCAC
Acomys russatus (golden spiny mouse) is the source of this 2251-nucleotide messenger RNA. RefSeq names its product coiled-coil domain containing 85C (gene Ccdc85c). NCBI's taxonomy places the organism in Eukaryota, Metazoa, Chordata, Mammalia, Rodentia, Muridae. The transcript has 6 exons. The coding region runs from base 27 to 1298 and encodes 423 amino acids. The record is from RefSeq and is a predicted model, not a curated record. Gene Ontology annotation, cellular component: apical junction complex.